GGCUACCAACCGUGCGAUCCUCAGAUCAUCUGCAACCGCGUCCACCACGUGCAGGCGUGCCUGGAGGAGCUGCGCGCGCUGGCGGCCAAGCGCAGGAAGGAGCUGGAGGACUCGCGGCACCUCUGGACCUUCUUCCAGGAGAUGGAGGAGGCCGAGGCCUGGAUCCGCGAGAAGGAGAAGAUCCUGGCCACCAGGAGCUGCGGCCGCGACCUCAGCAGCGUCCUCACCUUGACCACCAAGCACAAGACCAUGCUGGGCGAGCUGGGCAACCGCCGCGCUCUGCUCCACCAGACCAUGAAGAAAGGCGAGAAGAUCCUGGCCAAGAAGCCCUUGGGCUCCGCGGGCAUCCAGGAGAAGAUGCGCGAGGUCUGCCUGCGCUGGAAGAAGCUGGAGGAGAUCACGGGGCUCCACCAGCAGCGCCUGGAGGACGCGCUGAGCUUCUUCCAGUUCAGCGCCGACACGGACGACCUGGUGGCGUGGCUGCAGGACAUCUACCGCGUGGUGUCCAGCGAC
Molecule: messenger RNA, 513 nt
Organism: Zonotrichia albicollis (white-throated sparrow)
Lineage: Eukaryota; Metazoa; Chordata; Aves; Passeriformes; Passerellidae
Source: RefSeq, a predicted model, not a curated record